Molecule: messenger RNA, 4490 nt
Organism: Protopterus annectens (West African lungfish)
Lineage: Eukaryota; Metazoa; Chordata; Ceratodontiformes; Protopteridae
Gene: OLFML2A
Product: olfactomedin like 2A
Exons: 9
Biological process (GO): signal transduction
Source: RefSeq, a predicted model, not a curated record
AAUUUGAAGUAUUUUGUACUGUAGUGGUCGCAAUAAAAUACAGCACGUUUUACAAUACUCCCUUAUACAGUAAAUAUUUAGGUUUUUCUCAUCCGCCUCAACUCUUUGUCUUGCUCCACCUCCUACAAAAACCGGUGGCAAUGCGUGAGGAGAUAAACGCGCGAGGAGCGGCAGUAUCAGAAAUGAAUAGUAUUGAUGGAGUUAGUCUUCACUACUACGGUUUGCUUCAUAAUCUCUCUCAGAGUAUCUAAACUAUAUGGCGUAAUUGAAGUGUAUUAAUCCACCACCGAGUUCUCGCAGUUCAAUUACGCCAACUGUCUUUACUUGGACUCUUAACAGCUAUAUCUUGUAGAAUUUAUCUUGGAAAAGUCCGAGCUAAUUGAAACUUUUUUCCUUAACGUCAUGCGGAAGGUGUUUUUUCUGUGGUUUAUGACAGCAGCAGUUCAGGCGAGCAGUCAGGUUUUUGGUGACAUGGAUCAGGUGCGGAUGACAUCAGAAGGUUCUGACUGCCGCUGUAGGUGCAUCAUGAGGCCCCUCAGUAAAGAUGCCUGCAGUCGGAUUAAAAAUGGGAGCAUGCGUGUUGAAGAUUUUUACACAGUUGAAACUGUGAGCUCAGGAGCAGACUGCAAGUGCUCAUGUACAGCUCCGCCAUCAUCUCUAAAUCCAUGUGAGAAUGAAUGGAAGAUGGAAAAGCUGAAGAAACAAGCUCCAGAACUGCUUAAGGUAAAUCUGUGUAGCUCAUUCAGUGUAGUCACUAUAUGAAAUGGUACACAAGUUGCAGUUUCAUUAGAGAAGUUACAUACCUACCAUAAUAAAGUGACAGCGCAACUUAACACCCUAAAUUCCAUAACUAUUAAAACAAAUCUGACAAGAGAGGGUUUAUUCAUGAAAGACAGCAUCUCCAUUUUGAUGAACCAGCUGAAAAAAUACGAGAACUACUCUGACAUUAUGUUAGGAAUCAAGAAAGAAGUGUCUAAACUUGGCCUGCAGCUGUUACAGAAGGAUGCUGCCGUUCCAGAAAAUAAAGCCCAGGAUACAUCUGUAGGUACAGGCAAAGAGAACAAACAUACUUCUAAGAAAAACUUACCUCAGAAACCAGUGCCAAAAACGCCAAAAGAGAAACCACUGAAGGUAGAGAAGCCCAAGAAAAGCAAACCUCUGCCAUCUGAAACUACCCCUAAACCAAGAUCUGGAAUUCACCAGCAUGGCAUUAUAAGAGGGAUCACGUACUACAAAGCAGGGAAGAGUGAAGGAACAGACAACACUGGUAACAACAGAGAAAAUAUUGGCAAAGGGGGAUCCCGAACUGAAGGGCAAGAGGCAAGAGCAGGCAACAGACAAUCAGAACUUGAGAGCUCAGAAGAAGGCGGCAAUGACAAUAUUGAGAACAUGCCAGCAGUGACAUCAGGAAUUACAACUACACUCCUCACUAGUACCACUACUUCCUCCACAACAGCAACAAGAAUUACACCAACCACUGCUGUGACACCUCCUGUUACUUUGUCAGGCACAGACCGUGAUGAGGGAAUGACUGCUCCAGAAACAAAUAAUGUCAAACAUGCAGAGUGUGAAGGCACAGUUGCUUCAGUUGAACGUCCUGAAAAGCAUCAUAGUUAUGGUCGCAAUGAAGGAGCUUGGAUGAAAGACCCAUUGGCAAAGGAUGACAGGAUCUUUGUUACAAAUUACUACUAUGGAAACAAUCUGGUGGAGUUCCGAAACCUUGACAACUUUAAACAAGGUCGUUGGAGCAAUUUGUAUAAACUUCCCUAUAACUGGAUUGGAACAGGCCAUGUUGUUUAUAGUGGAGCUUUUUAUUAUAACAGAGCCUUUACCAAGAAUAUAAUUAAGUAUGACCUCAAACAAAGAUAUGUGGCUUCUUGGGCUCUGCUCCAUGAUGUAGUUUAUGAAGAUACAACACCGUGGAAGUGGCGAGGUCAUUCAGAUAUUGAUUUUGCAGUUGAUGAAAGUGGCCUUUGGGUUAUCUAUCCAUCUGUGGAUUAUGAGUACUCCCAACAAGAUGUUAUUGUAAUUAGUAAACUUGACCCCGUGGACCUGUCUCUCAGGAGGGAGACGACAUGGAAAACCAGUCUUAAGCGCAACUCUUAUGGAAACUGCUUUUUAAUCUGUGGCAUUCUUUAUGCUGUUGAUGUUUAUAGCCAAAAGGAAGGUCUGAUUUCUUAUGCAUAUGACUCUCAUACCAAUACUGCAGUAAAUCUGAAGCUCCCUUUUAUCAACCAGUAUUCCUUCACAACACAGAUUGACUACAAUCCAAAAGAGAGAGUCCUUUAUGCAUGGGAUAAUGGACGUCAGAUGACAUAUAAAAUUAAUUUUGUUGCUUGAUACCCAUUUGUAUUGUAUAGUUUUGAGAAUGUAGGACUGACCUACACAUGAGCACUUUUUUUUUACACUUUCAUUGUGUUAAUGUUACACUUAAUGGUAAUUGGCAGUGUUUAGCAUUCAUGCACUUGAAUCAUUAAGUAAAUUAUCUGUUGUCCUCAUAAUGAUAAUUUCGUAUUGAUUCUGUGUAUUUUACUGUAAUAGAAGAUGCAUAUUGGCCAAUAACGAGCAGUAGAUUGCCAAAAACACAAAAUGGAUUUGAGGCAUGCUGUAAUGGUUAAUUCCUUUCUCUCUCUGUAUUAUAGUAUGUAUCUGAGGAGAAAAAUGUUCCACCAUUUAAAGGUUUUCCAAGAACAAAAUGCAUAUCUGUGCAUUUAUGCGUACAGUAAUGUUAUUGGCUCCUGCCAUACUAUAUAACACUUAUGUUUUCAUGUAGUUCUAUUGGUUUAAGAGAAAGCUGUAUGAGACAUUGCCAAGUUACAGAUUAUAUAAACAUUUCAUUAACAACCAAGUACUGUAUUUUACAACCGACAUGACACUUUGUUUUCCUAAAGCAUUUAUGUGAAGUAUUCCAAGCAGUUGUUUUAGAAUUUUUGUAUGUUAAAACUCAAUUUUAUUUAUCUGAAAUAACACCAGUAAUUAUUUUUGUCAGAGAAUCAUUAGUAAGUCUGUGCUUAGCAUUAUGAAAUAUGCAGAACCUUUUGCCGGUCAAACUAUUCAAUUCUGCAAGGAGGUGUUGUAAUAAUAGAUGUCUACCAUUGAUGUUGAAAAAUUUAUUUAAAAUGGCUAAUAUCUCAACAUUUUUAUUGUAAAUAUAUAAAUAUAUACAUAUGCUUCCAGGAAAAGCAAGAGACUGAUGUUUUAAGUUCUGUUUUGGUAUGGUGUGUAUAAUACACAUUUUUAAAUAUAUUGUGCGCUUUUUAUGAAUUUAAGUUCUAGAGAUUAUAUAAGCUUUUACUAGCAGGAGUAUAAUAUGGAGAAAACAGAGUGUUAGCAGGAGCAAAUCUGGGUUUCUUAAACUCCAGUGCAUAGGCAUUGUAGCUUCCUUUUUUAUUAUUCAGUACUAAACUCGAUUAUAUAAAUAUUUAAAUGUUUGCAUUUCAGGUGUUUGUUUAUUGGGCAUUUAUAUAGUGUUUGAAAGGAAAGGUUACCCUAUUCUGGACUGCAUUGUCUUUAAUUUAAAGAACAGAUUACAGUUGUCUUAAGUUUAGUAGAAAAUGCAAAAUGUUAGCUGCAGGUUCAUUCCUACUUAUGUUUGUCUUCUGAUCUGUAUUUCUUGUAUUACCUCACACAGUAAACCAUAUUCCUGGGCCAGUCUUCUUUUAUGUGGGUUGAACAGUAACAGUGGUAUUUUCCCGCCUCUUAUGAUGUAGCAGCUACAAUGAACAGUAAUGUAUCAUGUCUCUACUGUUUGAUGAUGCUUCUUAUAUUCAUGACGAGUAUUAACAGAAGCAGGUUCUGAAAUAGAACACCUUGAGCUUUACCAUAGCCAUAAAUGCAGAGAUCAGCCAUAACUAAUGUGCUCUUCUUUUGAACAAUCUUAAAAUGUGACAGAUAUAAUACUUAACGCUGACUGCAUGAUUUAUUGAUAGCUAAAUGUAUCUGUAGUUUAGAGGUUACUAGUUAAUUGUCUUGUUUUACAUUUUAAUACAGUCCAUUUAUCCCUCUGUGGAUCCGUGUAGUUGGCUAGUCAUAAUCCGGGUUUAAUAGAUUGAUUAAAGUAUGGAAUGAGACAUUUUUUUAAAGUGGAAAAUUGCUCCAAACUAAUGCUUGUUCUAAUUUGAUGAACAAACAUGUUAAUUCAUCUGAUAGUACUCAUAUGGCCCUCUCAAAGGAAAGAGAUGUGGUUAGUGGGGCUCCUUAGUGGGUCAUUUUUGGGACCAGUAUUGUUUAUCAUCUGUGUAUCAGCAUAACAGGGGACACUGAGAACAGGUUCAGCCUGUUGUAGACGUCCGUAAGAAAUCAGAGAUAGAGGUUAGGGGCUAAACAUUGGGUGGAGACUAAGCAUUCAGCAGGACACAAGGAGCCUGAUUGAACAUGAAAAUUUACAUCUAGGUUUAAUGCAGGGUUGUGCAAAAUAUUUCACAUGGGAUGUAAUAACUGUAAAGCAGGAUGCCAUCUAGGAGGACAAGUCUUUAAAAAGAACAGACCAG